AUGUCGAGCUCAGAUCGAAUCUUGUCCCCAGCCAGUGCGCCCCUUUUCGCCCGCCGCCCGCCAAUCACAGCCGCCCCGGCUUCCUCUCACUUUGUCUCCCUCAACUUCCACUCACCACGGCUCCUCUCAAAAACGGCCGCGUCACGCUCAUUCCGCGAUCUCCCUAUCAUACCACCGCCCCAGAUUAAAGAGCCUGCUCCAUCGAACCCUCCCCCGCGCGCUGCAUUGCACGACCCCCAACCGAGCCCCACGGCCUUACCCCCAUCCGACCUCGAACGCCUGGAGAUUGCAUCUGAAACGCAAACACCCGUUACGCCCCCUUCACGAGCCCGAUCAUCAUUCCUGCAGAACCGCUGGGCGCCUCCGAAGAUUUUACGGCCACCCGCCGUUCGCCUCGCGAACCCGGUCAACUACGUCCCGCGUAUCUCGCCGGUGACCGCAGUUGCGCAGGCCUCGAACGAGAGCCUCCCGCUUGGAUCACACCGAGACGCGUAUCCACUGCUCACGAUCCCCGAGCGGCGUCGCAGUCGGCUCUCACCGUCGCCGAAUAGUCUAGUUGUCGAGCGCAGUCAACAGGAGUCUGAAAGCGGCCGGUCGAGCAUAGCGGUGCCUCGAGGGAGGCAGAGCGGCGCAUUCGAAGACGUCCCGUUGGAGAUGGAACCUGUAGCUACACCCGAGCGCGCUUUGGGGACCGAUCGUCCGCGUCAUGUCCAGUCACAGCAUUCUCUCCGAUCACAAUCGCAAAUCGCGUCCGUCCCAUCGAACCCAGGGGUCCCGAAUGAGCCGGACGUUGCGGAGGAGCUAGCCUGGGGCCCGGCCCAUCCUUGCUUUCCACAUAUCAACCCGCACGUUCCGCCGGGGUCAGACGAGUACAUGACUACGCGUAUUAUUCGGAUUCGACGAGACUGGAUGGUCAGGGGGGAUUUGGCACCGACGUACUCGAAUCUGUAUCCGGAGAUUCUCGACCCGCUACUGCCCGAGCAAGAAUUCCGACGGAUCAUCGCGACGGUCAACGACGAGCUCGUCGACGCGUUCAAUCCGUUUAGCUUCCGCAAUUGGAUCGAUGGGGCGAUUGGGUUGCUCACCGGGUGGAUCUGGGAGGAUAUCGGCGCGCCGGGCGUCAAGAGUCAUCUGAGGCGUGUGGAGGACUGGCUGGAGAAGUGGAAUCGCGAAGUCGGGGCCAAGGACGGCGUCCGGAUCUGGAGUCUGCGGAGGACGGCGUACAUGUCGCUCGAUAUACAGAUUCCUGAUCCCAAGGUCGGCAUUAUUCCCAGCGAGGGGAAUCCGUCGCGGCCUGGGACUCGACCGGAGAGCGGUGGUGUAUAA
Aspergillus mulundensis is the source of this 1326-nucleotide messenger RNA. RefSeq lists its product as uncharacterized. Gene Ontology annotation, cellular component: extrinsic component of endoplasmic reticulum membrane; endoplasmic reticulum palmitoyltransferase complex. The record is from RefSeq and is a predicted model, not a curated record. Lineage: Eukaryota; Fungi; Ascomycota; Eurotiomycetes; Eurotiales; Aspergillaceae. The coding region runs from base 1 to 1326 and encodes 441 amino acids. Gene Ontology annotation, biological process: protein targeting to membrane; peptidyl-L-cysteine S-palmitoylation. The transcript is spliced from 2 exons.